Messenger RNA from Symbiodinium necroappetens, 1080 nucleotides. The record is from the annotation of a GenBank genome assembly. Lineage: Eukaryota; Dinophyceae; Suessiales; Symbiodiniaceae.
AUGCUUUGGCAGAAAGCGCACGACGUGGCAGCUCGACUCCAGAGCUCUGACAUCGAGGCGGAUGCUUUCUCCUUGAACGAGCUGCUGACGUGCAGUCGCUGGAGGAUGGGGAUGCAGCUGCCUACAGCGCUGAAGGUUCAAUUGACGCCAGUUACUUGCGCCAGCCUCCUCUAUGCCUGUGAAUGGCGAGUCGCGGUGCACCUCCUCUUCUCCGUAAAGGAGGCUGCCCUGGAGACAAGCACAAUGAACUUCAAUGCUGUGACCAGUGCCUGCAGCAGGGCGAGUGCUUGGCGCAACACUUUACUGCUUGCGUCGAUGCUGACUAGGCGCUUCUCGGCAGACUUGAAGAUGGCUAGCAGCACGUUGGCUGCUUGCGGUGCUUCUGACGAGUGGGAAAGGGCACUGUCUUUGUUCUUCGAGCUGCAGACGGCGAAGCUGUCGAACGCUUUCACCUACGGAGCAGCCAUUUCCGCGUGCGGGCGAGGAGGUUGCUGGCUUGAGGCAUUCUGCCUGCUUGAGGAGGCGGCCGCAUCCGAAAUUGAGCCGGACGACGUGAUGUUGAAUUCUGCGAUCUCUGCCUGCCGUUCCGAGUGGGCCGCCGCAAUUGCGCUUCUCCAGCGCUUCUUUUCGCAGAACAUCCGUCCAACUGUCACCACCUACUGUGCAGUUAUGACGGCAUGCGAUCGUUGUGAGCAGCCCCGGAAGGUGUUGUCGGUAUUUGGUGCCUGCGUGGCCGACGUGCAGCCCAAUGCAGUGGCAGUCAGCCUUGGCCUCCGUGCUUGCGACGCUGGGGGUUGGUGGCAUGCUGCAAUGAGGCUGCUGCAUGAAGCCGCGGAGGCGAUGGUGGAGCUAGACGGCCAGUCCUUCGAUGCAGCUCUCGGCGCAUGCCGCGCCGGUUACUGGCGCACGGCCAUGAUGCUUCUUGCCGGCGCUGAGAGGAACAGGCUCAAAACGGAGGCUGGAGGCUGGUCAGCCAUCGUGACCACCUACUGUCGAGCAGACUGCCAUCAACAACUGAGGUCUCUGAUGAGUAGCCUGCGAAGCAAGGCAUCAAUUCGGCUUCAGCGGGUCGGAAGAUGA